Pseudophryne corroboree (corroboree frog) is the source of this 4033-nucleotide messenger RNA. It is a transcript of the gene LOX, whose product is annotated as lysyl oxidase. Gene Ontology annotation, biological process: collagen fibril organization; peptidyl-lysine oxidation. The record is from RefSeq and is a predicted model, not a curated record. The transcript has 7 exons. Gene Ontology annotation, molecular function: protein-lysine 6-oxidase activity; copper ion binding. Lineage: Eukaryota; Metazoa; Chordata; Amphibia; Anura; Myobatrachidae. Bases 170 to 1465 code for a protein of 431 amino acids.
ACAAAGCCACAGAAAGAUGAGAAGUGCCUUGCUCGUCCUUCUUUCCUGAAAGACGUGCUGCUACCCUUUAAUUUACAAGAUCAGCUCCUUUUCUUACAUCUUAUACGCUUUCAAGAUUUAUGUUUAACUUUUAAUUGAAACCUAGAUACUUCACAUUACAAGUGAAAGAAUGGGCUGUAUAAAGGGUAGUUUACUUUUGCUGCAGCUUGCUGUGUUCUUAUUGCAUUGCAUUUUACAAAGCACCUGCCAGGACCAGAGGAUAGCCAGUGGCCCAAAUGCUUUAUGGAGGCAGAGAGUGCAGUGGCAGAACAAUGGGAGAGUGUACAGCCUGCUGAGCCAGGGCUCUGAGUACCAGCCUUCCAGGAGGAGAGCUCCUGCAUCCAAUGCAUCUCAGAGCCGUUUGCUGCUUCUAAGCAGCAGGAAUAGCACAUCACCAGGAGACUCAGGGACACCACAAGUUUCCAGACCCGAACAACCCCAGACUGAAGUCCAACAAAGCACAAGCACACAUCAGGCUAGAGGAUCUGCUGGUCGACUCUGGUUCCAGGCUGGCAGAUCAAGAAGCCAAGGGGAGGAUGCUCCUGAAAGACAGAGAAACAGACAAGAAAGUGCUACAGAUGGGAGACAGGACUCAGCACAGCCAUCAAGUGCACAACAAUCCCAGAGAGUAAAUGCAACUGCAGGCAACAGAGCCAGGCUGGAUAUGAUGCAAGGAGAUGAUCCAUAUAACCCUUACAAAUACAGCGAUGACAAUCCCUAUUACAACUACUAUGACACCUAUGAUAGGCCAAGGCAAUCUGACAGACAGAGACCUGGCUAUGGUACCCGGUAUCAUCAGUAUGGUCUCCCAGACUUGGUUCCAGAUCCCUACUAUAUCCAGGCAUCCAUUUAUGUGCAGAAAAUGUCCAUGUACAGCCUGAGGUGCGCUGCUGAGGAGAACUGUUUGGCGAGCUCCGCCUACCGCUCCGAUGUCAAAGACUAUGACCAGAGGGUGCUUCUCCGGUUUCCCCAGAGAGUGAAGAAUCAAGGCACGGCUGACUUCAUGCCAAGCAGACCCCGCUAUUCCUGGGAAUGGCAUAGCUGCCAUCAGCACUAUCACAGUAUGGAUGAGUUCAGUCACUACGAUUUACUUGACGCAAGCUCACAUAGAAGAGUAGCGGAAGGCCAUAAAGCAAGUUUUUGCCUGGAAGAUACCUCUUGCGACUAUGGAUACUAUAGACGAUUUGCAUGCACUUCAUAUACGCAGGGACUGAGUCCUGGCUGUUAUGACACCUACAAUGCGGAUAUUGAUUGCCAAUGGAUUGACAUUACGGAUGUGAAGCCUGGGAAUUAUAUUUUAAAGGUGAGUGUGAAUCCAAGCUACAUAGUACCAGAAUCUGAUUACUCCAACAACGUUGUCCGCUGCGAUGUACGAUAUACUGGCAAUCAUGUAUAUACCUCCAGCUGUGCAAUUUCUCCUUAUUAACUGCAAUAGAGAUCAUUUCAAGAUUCAGUUUGUUCUGAAGUUCAGAUGUCGUUGGAUUCAAUUGGAUGUACACACAUUUCAUUGGAAGCAUAUGGACAUUGACAAGACAGUAACUGGAUUUUAAACAUGUGUAACCAAUCUACAAUAGCACUAGAUCAGUGAGUUAAAUCUCAUAUAUUUGGUUGAUGUGUGAACAAUUUUUCCACUUACAGGCAGUUAAUAUUCAGAAAUACAAGAAUGCAAAAAUCAAGCACAAUUACAUUUCGUCUGUACUGUAUGCUACUAGUGACCUGUACACUUAAAGACUUGGAGUCCUAACACUCAGCAUGACCAUGUUAAUAUGUAUUAUUGUGAAGAGCUGCCUAGAUAAAUAAUACUACACAUACAUACACAAUUGGAUCUUAAGAAUAAUAUGCUUUGUUUCAAAAAGGAUCACCAUGCAGAAAAUGUUACCAAUACAAAACCAGACUUAAAUUGGACUCAUCAGCUACUAUAAUGAAAGAAGUCAUGUUAUGGGCUGAAUGAAUACAGUGUAUAACUUGGGAACUGGUUAAAUAACAGAGGCAUAAAUAAUAAUAUUAAUACGCAAGUAGGAAAUGGCAAGAUCACAGGCAUUUGACAUCACAUGCCUGUGAUCUUGCCAUUUCCUACUUGCUUAUUAAUAUUAGUUCAGGCUACAAAAUGUCCACAAAUAAAUCCAAUAUAUUUCAAUAGGAGAGAUGUAUCAAACUUUCCAAAAAGAGAAGUUGUCCAUAGCAUCCAAUCAGAUUCUAGCUAGCAUUUAUCAAGUACUGUAUAUGCUAUAAAUGAUAGCUAGAUGUUGAUUGGUUGGUACAGGAAAUUUGUCCAUCUGUCUUCCUUAGAAGGUUUGACACAUUUCCCUCACAGGGGAAGAUUCAAAUGUCUGAAAAGUCGGUUGGGUGUCUGUUUUUUCCUGUCUAUUAGAUAGGAAAAAACAGACUCCCAACUGAUUUUUCAAACAUUUGAAUCUCCCCCACAUGAUCCUUAUAUAUGUACUUUACCUAUAAUGUACUAUAAACAUACCACAAGCGGACACUUUAACAAUGAAUCAUGUGGCACAUAUGAAUGGAGCCUUUGUCAAGGAAUGCAUGUAUUUCACAAUCAUAUGGUUUCAUUGAUGUUCGGCAAGUGGGUGGGGCUUAAUAAUUGGGUAAAUGAAGAUAGAAAAGUACAAAAGGUACUUACUACCUUUGGCAAAAUUACAAAAUGUAAUUAAAAUAUAAUAACAGUCUGACAUUAUACAAUACUAACUUCUCAAGUACUCUACAUGCCACUACUGCAUUGAAUGGACACUGCUGGUUCCAAAGUUCCUAUAGAAGUGCUUUUAAGCAGUUAAUGGUCACUCCAAAAAAGCAGAAAAAGCUAUUUAUUAUUGAGAUAUGAAGAGCCAUUCUUGCUAUAGACUAUGCUUUAGAAAUAGUUCUCCAUUUACAUAAAUGCCAUUGCUUCAUACUGGGUGGGUUUUAAAUGACUACAUGGACAAGCUAUUCCAUUCAUGGGGCAUUGGGCGAUGUCACAGAAUAGCAUAGCACAGCCACAAAGGACUUACUUGAGGAACAUGUUCCUAGGAAAAAGGCUGGCUGGGCCCUAGGCCGGCUUGCUGCCAGGAACUGAACUAGACAUUUACAGACUAGUAGUACAAAUGUACUAGAACCACAUUUUUGCUUUCAUUUUACUAAAUCUGAUAUGUCAAUAUUUGCUUUAGUUAAACACCUGAGUAUUACCAAAUGUACUCUAGCUUCAUAUAUUGUGUUUGCUCAAUUGCAUGUAGCACAGGGUAAUGCGUUUGUUUAGACAAAUUACGUUUACCCUCCAUUGCAAUCUAUGAGUCUAAUUAGGGAUUUGUGGUUUCUUUCGAAUUCACGAACUUCCUAUUACACAUUAAUAAGAUGGAUGCAGUAUGACAUCCUGAUGGACGGGAUACUGGCGGUCAGAAUACAGACAGCAGCAUCCCGACUAUCAAAAUUCCUACAGCCCACUAGACAGUACCCUAACCCUCCCUUGUGGGUGCCUAACCCUAACCUUCCCUGGUGGUGCCUAACCCUGACCCUCCCUUCCCCGCUGCCUACACCUACCCCUCCCCCCCGGUACCUAACACCCCUUCGAAUGCCUAACCCUAACCUACAUCCCCCAGCGGCAGGAAGCAUGACUGGGAUUCCGGGUGUCGUAUUUUGACACCGGCCUUAUGGUGUCAUUUCGGGAUUCUGGCGUCUGUAUUUCGACUGCCGGGAUCCCGUCCGGUGGCAUUUUAACUACAUCUCAAUAAGACUUGGUAGGAAAAAUGGAAAUUUUGAGACAGAGUGAUAAACCCCCAAUAAAUGUGCAUGAAAAUAGUGAACUCAUCACUUUAAAGUCCAACCCGUUUGCAUGGUUUAGCUUAAUCAAGCUUGUAAAUUGAUCAUGAGAGUGAAGGGGCACGGACACUGUCAUACACCUGUAAUAUACAAAAUGUUACCAGUUUCUUGUGCGCAAAAAAACCUCCUAUAAUGCAGCUAGUUAAGUAUAUCAGAGUAACGCAUCCGUAUUACUCAGGGGGAGUGAUUUGAA